AACACUGAAAGCUCUCUUCCGGUGAUUCAGAUCAGCCAGUUGAAAAAUACUUGUCCAUUAAAUAUAAAACAUUGAUCUUGUUUCAUGCUUCAUUUCACAGAACUGAACUGUUCUGCUCUAGCUUUGGAGAUCAGUAAAAUCCAUUGUGUUCAGUAACAAAGAUAAUUGAUGUCUUAAUAGUGCUUAAACAUUGUUGUGCCUAAUAAGUCUACAAAAGCCUAUAUUAUGAACACGCCUCAAAAUUAACGGUGGCUGAACUGAAUAUUGGGCCACCCGAUCAGUUUUGCCUUGCUACCGGUAAUUUUUUCCAAAAAUAUCCAUUUAUUUUCUGGACCAUUUUCAAGCUUGGCUCCUAGCUCCUUAUCUUAGGUAGACUUGAUGGUGAAACUUAAGGAGCUUUGUGUAUUUACUGAAAGGGGGGAGUUGGCCAAGGCAAGGUUCCUUGGCAGAAUUGAUUGACAUGCCUUACAUUAGAGAUGGAAAUAUGUGGCAUUUCAGGAUUUAUUGGGGCUACAUCUUCCCAUUAGCUUUGACCACUGGUCAUGGUGGCUGGGACUAAUGGAAGCUGAUCUCUAGCAACAGCCCCAGCCCCUCCCACCCUUGACUUAGGUCAGUUCUAAACUCUGCAUUUUUCUGGAACCCCAAAUGUUGUGGUAAUGAGACUUAAUUCUAGCUCCAGAAUGAGCUCUACAGCAGGGGAGGACAAUAUUUUUGGCUUGUGGGCCACAUUCCCCUCUGGGCAAAAGUCAGAGGGCUGCCUGCCAGAGGUGGGUGGUACCAGAAGCAAAAGUGGCUGGAGCAACAAAUGUACAGUACAGAUAUUCAGUUUCUAUACACAUUUACACCCUUUUCCAUGCAAGCAAGAGGCAUCGGAGUCUACAGGCACAUUCCAACUGGGCAAAAAUACUGUAUUUAUGGUAUGAAGCAGGGCUAAUGGGGGGUGUUGCCUGAGGAGAGGGGCUGUGGCCUGGGCAAAGUUCUGAGGGCCAGACAUAAGCUGGAAGGGGGUUGCAUUUGGCCCCACCUCUGCUCUACAGGUUCCUGCAAGGGCCUUAUUGAACCCCAGUGGUUUGUUUCCUUCGAAUAGCUGAGCUUUAACGUAUUGGAAGGUUCUUCCUCAAAAUCUGCAGUCCACUGCAUCAAAAGAUCAGUGCUUUAUAAGCUGUGAUCAUAAAACAAAGUUCAGUCAUUAGUACAGACAUAUUUUUGUUCGUUCAGUAGGGUUUGAUCCUUUCCGCACUUCCAUCUAAACAUCGUAACUUGUCAAUUGAAAGAAAAGAAAGAAAAGUUGCUUUAUAAAUUAAAAACCCCCACAUUUAAUUAUUGUGAGAGUGUAUUUAAAGAAGGAAAUAAGCUAUAACCAUGAAACAACUUGUGUAAACAGAAGAUGUACAGUUAUAAUCUACUUUGCGAUAUCAGCUAAAAUGGAACACUUCCUAAACCAAGUUAGUAGAGAAGAAACCAAAGGGUUGGCACCUGUAUCAAAAUACUUUAAAAUUAAGAACAUGAAACUAGCAAUUUAGUCCCUAAAGCUUUGAAAGGGCAUCAUUCUUGCCUGUAGUGUAUUUCCAGUGUUACUCAGUGCUACAUGUGUGUGACGUUUAGUAAUAUGCCCAGUAGGGGCUGAGACAUGUUUUAUUAUUUGUGGCACUAGCCAGAGGAAAAGCUAAUGGGGAUUCUUGAGUUUAUGCUUACUCUGUUUCAUAGGUAUGAAUGGGAUUAGAAUGACUUUCUACUUCCUACCUCUGUUUCUCUUAGUAGCCAGGUAACGUUACCCCAGGAAUGUAUUUAGUGGCUUGGUGAGCUAAUAAAGCAAGGCAGCUUGAAAGAGGCUAGUUCCUCCUUUCAUACCUAAGCAACACAGUUUGAAGUGAACAUUGAUGGAAACAUUGCCAGAACAACUCUGCCUAUUAAUUAGCAUAAUCCUGCAGCAGUCAGGGGGGAAAUGAACAGAAUUCAUCCUCAGAAUAUUGAAGGAGCUUCAUUUGGUUCAACAAAAUCUCUCUUUACUGCUAACAGAGGUACUAUACAGGGCCUGCAAGGUUGCUGCAAGGAUUGCUGUGCAUGCAUCCCUUGCACUCAACAAUGUAUCUGUGUGUCGGCCAUUGGUCUUGGUAUACUUGGUGUCAUCGCUACUGUCAUUGCAUUGGUGGUCACAAUUGGCAUCCCUCCACAUACACCAGUAAAUCGUUUAUGUGUGACCUCCGGUAAUCAGACAGGCUUUUUAUGUGACAACAGAGCUAGCUGCAUUCCAGCCAGCCAGGUCUGUGAUGCAAGACAAAAUUGUGCAAAUGGGGAGGAUGAGCAAGGAUCACUAUGCGAUGAUUUGCCCAACAACCUUCCAGGAUACUUGAUAUUUUAUUGCAGCAACCGCAAGGUUUGGGUCUAUGCAGACAAAAGAUGUAAUGGAAUCAAUGACUGUGGUGACUGUUCUGAUGAAGUAGGAGCUUGGGCCAGCUGCCCUCCUUGUGGGCCUCAAUGGUGGGGAUGCACCAUGGCUGUCUUCCAUAUGUACUGUAGCUGCAUUCCCAGACGUCUUUGCCGAGAUCGAAUACAGCACUGCAGUGACUGGUCUGAUGAAUACGUCUGCACAAGAUGAGCACUCCAGGACUGUAACCUUCAGAAAAUAAUGGGAGCUAUCCAUCAAAUACCGCUGUUGGGGAAUUGCCAUACGUAUUUCUCAGAGGGGCUUGCGACGGAUGCAUUGUGUAGUGUUA
Podarcis muralis (Common wall lizard) is the source of this 2717-nucleotide messenger RNA. The record is from RefSeq and is a predicted model, not a curated record. NCBI's taxonomy places the organism in Eukaryota, Metazoa, Chordata, Lepidosauria, Squamata, Lacertidae.